AAUUCAAACUUUUUUUACAAGCGAUAAUUCCAUUUUUAAUGUAUUAAAAACCAUCACUUGGUUUCAUCAUCAACAAGAAGACGUGCACUUAUAAAAACCAGAGCCGGCAACUCCAUUUCGCGUCUCUAUAUCCUUCUCUCUUAUCCUGUGCAGCCAAACCUUCUACGCACCGAUCUCAUGGCACUGCUUUCGGAUCUCAUCAACCUCGACCUCACUGAUGCCACCCCUAAGAUCAUCGCUGAAUACAUAUGGAUUGGUGGAUCGGGCAUGGAUCUUAGAAGCAAAGCAAGGACUCUUCCAGGACCUGUGAAUGAUCCCAAGAAGCUCCCAAAAUGGAACUACGAUGGCUCCAGCACAGGUCAAGCCCCAGGCGAAGACAGUGAAGUCAUCCUCUACCCUCAAGCCAUUUUCAAGGAUCCAUUCAGGAGGGGCAACAAUAUCUUGGUGAUGUGUGAUGCUUACACCCCUGCUGGUGAACCAAUUCCAACGAACAAGAGGUGUGCUGCUGCAAAAAUCUUCAGCAACCCAGAUGUUGAAAAGGAGGUUCCAUGGUACGGAAUUGAGCAAGAAUACACUUUGUUACAGAAGGAUAUUAACUGGCCUUUGGGCUGGCCUCAAGGAGGUUUCCCUGGUCCACAGGGGCCAUACUACUGUGGUAUUGGUGCCGAGAAGGCUUUCGGACGGGAUAUUGUUGAUGCACACUACAAGGCUUGUCUUUACGCCGGUGUCAACAUCAGUGGUAUCAACGGCGAAGUUAUGCCCGGUCAGUGGGAAUUUCAAGUAGGACCUGCUGUUGGAAUCUCUGCCGGUGAUGAAUUGUGGGUCGCUCGUUAUAUUCUUGAGAGGAUUACUGAGAUUAACGGGGUGGUGGUUUCAUUCGACCCCAAGCCUAUUCCGGGUGACUGGAAUGGGGCCGGUGCUCACACGAAUUACAGCACAAAGUCGAUGAGGGAAGAGGGAGGAUACGAGGUGAUCAAGAAAGCUAUCGAGAAGAUGGGUUUAAGGCACAAGGAACACAUCGCGGCUUAUGGUGAAGGAAACGAACGUCGUCUCACCGGUCGCCAUGAAACGGCAGACAUCAACACCUUCUUAUGGGGUGUUGCCAACCGUGGAGCUUCCAUUCGUGUUGGGCGAGACACGGAGAAAGAAGGGAAAGGGUAUUUCGAGGACCGAAGGCCGGCCUCGAACAUGGAUCCAUAUGUGGUGACCUCCAUGAUUGCUGAGACCACCAUUCUGUGGAACAAAUCUUGAAGAACAGAGAUUUGGAUCAUGAGAUUAUGAAUGAAGCCUGAUUGGGAGGGAGAUUUGAAAAAAAAAAAUGAUUUAGAAUUGAAAACAACCCUUCUGUCUAUUUUGUUGUUUGUCUUUUGAUUAUUGUGGUAGUUUUAUGGUAGCAAAGCAUUUCGAUCAAAAAUGCGUAUAAGCUGCCAUUGAAUUUCAGAUUUUUCCCAUGGUGUUUCUUGGGACUAUUGUUGAUAUAAUCUAUUCAAUAAUGAUACGGCGGGUUGAUUU
Molecule: messenger RNA, 1512 nt
Organism: Cynara cardunculus var. scolymus (artichoke)
Lineage: Eukaryota; Viridiplantae; Streptophyta; Magnoliopsida; Asterales; Asteraceae
Product: glutamine synthetase
Exons: 12
Coding region: 178-1251 (357 amino acids)
Cellular component (GO): cytoplasm
Molecular function (GO): glutamine synthetase activity
Source: RefSeq, a predicted model, not a curated record